Penicillium cataractarum is the source of this 1734-nucleotide messenger RNA. RefSeq lists its product as uncharacterized. The record is from RefSeq and is a predicted model, not a curated record. Bases 1 to 1734 code for a protein of 577 amino acids. The transcript has 4 exons. NCBI's taxonomy places the organism in Eukaryota, Fungi, Ascomycota, Eurotiomycetes, Eurotiales, Aspergillaceae.
AUGGCGGUCGCCCCGUCAAAGUCGCCAUCCUCCUCAUCCGGGGAGCAACGCCCCGGAGCUCCCCCGCCAGGGGGCCUACCUCUGAGACUUGGACGGGCAAAUCCGACAAGCCAGAGCAAUUUCAUGUUCGUUCACUUGCAGAGCGAUGGAGCCGAAGGAAGUGCGUCGGUUGGCAGGCAGGAGAGGAUAUUUGUUCAAAAAAGAUUCCACCAACAGAAGAAGCAGGCUUCUAUAGAUAGGCUGAGAUCGCGGCUCCCCACAAACCGUGUGGUGUUGCGACAGACUAUGACCAAGGGCAGCGAGGAAAAGGCCCAAGGAAAUGACAUAAAAAAGAAUCCAACGCGUGUUCAAGUGAAGACGGAGAAAGUGGUAUCCUUGACAAUGACCCCAAACCAGCGCUACGGGGACCCCUUUGACACGUUCGCAAUACCGAUGACGGGGAAGCUGUGGAUGUACUUGCAUCAUUAUAGGGUCCGAAUCAUCAACUGCUCGUAUCCGUUCGAUGCGUCGCAUAUGCAGAACUGGUGGGCGCAAAAGGCAAUGACCUCGCCUGCCAUGCUUCAGACUUGCGCGUUUAGGGCCGCGGAAGACAAGGCGCUCGUGGGCACUAUCCAAGGCAUUUCCGCUGACCUUAUCCAGAAGUCGAUGAGAGAUUCCAUAUACUUCCGCAUGAAAGCGAUAAAGGCGCUUAAUGAAUCUUUGCAGGACCCGGCGAAAUCAGCUACGCACCCUACACUCCUCCUUGUAAGCGCACUUGUGGGUAAUGAGGCGAUUGGUGCGAAUUUUGAUGCCCUCUUGGCCCAUAAACAGGGACUGAAAACUCUUGUGUCCAUAAUGGGCGGCCUUGAUGACCUAGAGCACAUGAUGUUGUCCACAGUAUAUCAAGGCGCUCUUAUGCUUGCGGCUCUGCAAAAUACGGAACCCAUCUUUCCGAUGCUGCAAAGGUUCCGAAACGGAAUUUUCCACGUAUCAAACAUAUUCGAGGGAGAAGAACUUCGAUAUGACGAUUACAUGAUCCCCACCACUUUAUUAUCUCUCGGCAUUCGCUUCACCACAUCCCCCUGGCAUACCCAGAUCCAUCCAACGCUGAAAUCCCUACUCGAGGCCUUUCGAAGACUUAUUCGGCAUUUCGAGAUUGGAAUCAUAUUCCCCCAAGUCGUUGCGCCCACAGACAAUGACCUCUUCGUCAUCAUCCAGCAUGAACUGCUGUCCACACAUUACAGCCACAACCACACACCCGGUGAUGAACUCGAAAGCCGCUACCAGCGUCGUCACUGUUUCAACCUGAACGAACCCCUUCGUCUCUCUCUAAUGAUCUACCUGUACACACGUGUCUCCAAGCUCCAAGACCUACCAAUAUUGCGGUACAUGGUUGAGACCUUCAAACAAAGCCUCGAGAUAAGGCUAGCAGAGAUAUCAUCAUCAUCAUCAUCAUCAUCAACCCUUGACGCUACAGCACCAGACCUACUCCUCUGGCUCCUAUUCAUCGGCGGCAUGGCCUCACAGGGAGACAGCUCGCAUGCUUGGUUUGUAAGCCAUCUCGCGCAUGUCGUGCGUUCUCUCGCGCUGGAGGACUGGGCGACGCAGGUGCGGCCCCUCCUCGGCGAGUUCUUCUACACGGACCGGCCGGGGCAAAUGGAUGCGGAGGAUCUUUGGAGUGAAGUGGCGCUUUUGACGAGUGCGUACCGCUACAUAGCACCGAAACCGAGGCUUCUCGUUAUUGAGAUGGACUGA